UCAAGUGGUGAAUGAAGUACCUCAAAACACUCUUACCAAAUCUUAAGCUAGUAGUUGUUGCUCAUUGUUGAACUCCAUCAUACAAUGGCUUCCUCAAUGAAACGCAAAAGGAUUCACGACGUCUUCUUGAGUUUCAGAGGCACGGAUGUGCGUAAGAACUUCGUUAGUCAUCUGUACAAAGCGUUAGUCUAGAAUGGAAUAAACACUUUCGAGGAUAGUGAGGCACUAACGAAGGGUGACCAAAUAUUGCCGGUACUCAUGAAGGCCAUUGAGCAAUCGCACAUCGCAAUCAUAGUUUUUUCAGAGGAUUAUGCUUCCUCAAAAUGGUGCUUGGAAGAGGUGUUGAAGAUUAUGGAGUGCAAGGAGCAAAGUGACCUCAUUGUUCUACCGGUGUUUUACAAAGUGGACCCAAAAGAAGUGAGAGGGGGGAGAGAGAGCUAUGGGAGAGCUCUGGCUAAACAUGAGUCCAAAUUCGGGAAGGAUUCGGAGGAAGUGAGAAAAUGGAAGAAAGCUCUUUUUGAUGCCGGUAGCUUAUCUGGGUGGCAUUUCAAUGAUGAAGAUGAAUCACAGCUUAUACAAAGUAUUGUGAACAAAACCUCCACUCACCUAGCCCGACAACCUGUGCAUGUUGCUAAGCAUCCAGUUGGGAUUAAUUCCCGAGUGGUUGAAUUGAAAUUGAUGUUAAAGCUUGGAUAUGAUGAUGAUGUUGUCAUGGUGGGAUUAUGGGGACAGGGAGGCAUAGGGAAGUCAACUUUAGUAAGAGCUCUUUACAAUACUAUUUUUAGACAAUUUGAGGGUUCCUGUCUUUUGGAAAAUAUUCGUGAAGCUUCAAAAGAUUCCAAGGAUUUAGUUCCAUUGCAAGAAAAAUUACUAUUCGAGAUUUUAUCACUGCAACAAGGAUUAAAAGUGUCCUGUGUCAAUACCGGUAUUAAUCUAAUACAACAUAGGCUUCAUCACAAAAAAGUUCUCCUCAUCCUUGAUGAUGUGGAUGACCAACGCCAAUUAAAUGCUUUGGCAGGAGAAGGCAAGUGGUUUGGUAGUGGAAGUAGGAUCAUUGUUACUACAAGAGAUAAACAUUUGCUAACUUCUCAUGGGAUAGAUCAAGAUUGUGUAUACAAAGUUAGAGCACUGGAUUACAAAGAAGCUUGUGAGCUGCUUAGCAAUUGUGCUUUUCCGACACACCAAAAAUUGGAAAUUAGGAGAGAUUUGGUGGAUAGUGUUCUGAAUCAUGCUAGAGGCCUUCCUUUAGCACUUGAGGUGAUUGGUUCCUUCUUAUGUGGUAGAAAUGAAGAUGAAUGGGAGAAGGAGGAAUAG
Molecule: messenger RNA, 1314 nt
Organism: Eucalyptus grandis
Lineage: Eukaryota; Viridiplantae; Streptophyta; Magnoliopsida; Myrtales; Myrtaceae
Product: disease resistance protein RPV1-like
Exons: 3
Coding region: 259-1314 (351 amino acids)
Biological process (GO): signal transduction; defense response
Molecular function (GO): ADP binding
Source: RefSeq, a predicted model, not a curated record